Molecule: messenger RNA, 3480 nt
Organism: Polyodon spathula (Mississippi paddlefish)
Lineage: Eukaryota; Metazoa; Chordata; Actinopteri; Acipenseriformes; Polyodontidae
Product: GMP synthase [glutamine-hydrolyzing]-like
Exons: 16
Coding region: 117-2195 (692 amino acids)
Biological process (GO): GMP biosynthetic process
Cellular component (GO): cytosol
Molecular function (GO): GMP synthase (glutamine-hydrolyzing) activity; ATP binding; GMP synthase activity
Source: RefSeq, a predicted model, not a curated record
GCAGGACUGAGCAGACUGUAGUUCCAGUGCUGUAGGUGGGCGCGAAAUCUCCAAUCAGGUUCUUCUUACGUGAAACAGAAAGAAAAGAGAGUCGUUCUGCACGAGUCAAGACAUCCAUGGCACACUGCAAUGGAGAUACCAAGCAGGAGAUCACAGGGGACCCCAAGGAUGGGCCACGUCACACCGAGGGAGCUGUAGUAAUUCUAGAUGCAGGAGCUCAGUAUGGAAAAGUCAUCGACAGACGUGUGCGGGAGCUCUUUGUACAAUCUGAGAUCCUGCCACUGGACACCCCUGCUUUUGCAAUCCGGGAGCAGGGCUUCAGGGCUAUUAUCAUAUCUGGAGGACCAAACUCUGUCUAUGCUGAAGAUGCCCCUUGGUUUGAUCCAGCUAUUUUCACGAUUGGCAAGCCGGUCCUGGGUAUCUGCUAUGGCAUGCAGAUGAUGAAUAAAGUGUUUGGAGGCACUGUUCACAGGAAAAACGUGAGAGAAGACGGGGUCUUCAAUAUCAGUGUGGAUAAUUCAUGUUCUCUGUUCAGGGGCCUUCAGAAGGAAGAGCUGGUGUUGCUCACACAUGGAGACAGUGUGGAUAAAAUAGCUGAUGGCUUUAAGGUCGUCGCCCAGUCUGGGAAUAUCGUUGCAGGUAUAGCUAACGAACAGAAGAAGCUCUUUGGUGUCCAGUUCCAUCCUGAGGUGGAUCUAACCGAACGAGGCCGGGAGAUGUUAAAAAACUUCCUCUUUGAAAUAGCAGGCUGCAGUGGCAACUUCACAGUCCAGAACAGAGAAGAAGCAUGUAUUCAAGAGAUAAAAGAAAAAGUAAACCAUUCCAAGGUUCUGGUUUUACUUAGCGGUGGUGUGGAUUCCACAGUGUGCACAGCCUUAUUGAACAAGGCUUUGAAUCAAGAGCAGGUGAUAGCUGUGCACAUCGACAACGGCUUCAUGAGGAAGAGAGAGAGCAAGUCUGUAGAGGAGGCACUCACAAAGCUGGGCAUCAAUGUUAAAGUGGUAAAUGCAGCCCACACAUUCUACAAUGGCACAACCACGCUGCCGAUUUCAGACGAAGACAGAACUCCCAGAAAGAGAAUUAGUAAGACGUUGAAUAUGACCACAAACCCAGAGGAGAAGAGAAAAAUAAUAGGAGACACCUUUGUCAAGGUUGCUAAUGAAGUUAUUGGGGAGAUGAAUCUGAAGCCGGAUGAAGUUUACCUCGCUCAGGGAACAUUACGACCUGAUUUAAUCGAAAGCGCUUCAGCGAUUGCCAGCUGUAAAGCCGAAGUUAUUAAAACCCAUCACAAUGACACAGAGCUUAUAAGAAGACUGAGGGACGAGGGCAAGGUAAUUGAGCCAUUGAAGGACUUUCACAAGGAUGAGGUGCGAGCACUUGGCAGAGAACUUGGUCUUCCUGAAGAUAUUGUAUCCAGGCACCCAUUUCCAGGUCCUGGUCUGGCUAUCCGGGUGAUAUGUGCAGACGAACCUUACAUCUGCAAAGACUUUGCAGAGACUAACAACAUCCUGAAAAUUGUAGUAGAUUUUUCAGCCAGUGUUAAAAAACCACAUACCUUGUUGCAAAGGGUAAAAUCCUGUAUAUCUGACGAGGAACAGGAGAAAUUAAUGCAGAUCACAAGCCAACAUUCACUCAAUGCCUUCUUGCUGCCAAUCAAAACUGUGGGAGUCCAGGGAGAUUGCCGGUCCUAUAGCUAUGUGUGUGGCAUAUCCAGUAAAGACGGCCCUCACUGGGAGUCUCUGAUGUUCUUAUCCAGACUAAUUCCGCGCAUGUGUCACAGUAUCAACCGAGUUGUCUACGUGUUUGGACCACAAGUCAAAGAGCCUCCUACGGAUAUCACUCCCACUUUCUUAACAACAGGGGUUCUCGGCACACUCCGGCAAGCAGACUUUGUGGCCCAUGUCAUCCUCAGGGAGUCGGGUUACGCUGGUAAAAUCAGUCAGAUGCCUGUUAUUUUGACCCCUGUACAUUUUGAUCGGGACCCCUUGCAAAAACAACCUUCAUGUCGAAGGUCAGUCGUUAUUCGAACCUUCAUAACCAGUGACUUCAUGACUGGCAUUCCAGCCACACCGAACAACCAGAUUGCAGAAGAGGUGGUAUUGAAAAUGGUGAACGAGAUUAAGAAGAUUCCUGGUAUUUCUCGAGUGAUGUACGACCUUACAUCCAAGCCUCCGGGAACCACCGAGUGGGAGUAGGAUUCUCACGUUGUACUGUCUGUGCAGCCGAAAUGCCCUCCCCAAGUAGAACAUUCCCAGUGUUGACAUGCAGUGCUGUUUGACUGGAGCUGAGGCAUUGCACCUGUUUCACUUGUUUUUUUCCCUCGUGACCAUAAUCUCAUAAAUUCACUGUGUUGGGAUGGAGGAAACCCAUGGGGCAGAGGACCUGUAUGGGUAACACAAGACACGGCAUCUGGUCCUGGUUGAAGAAAGAAUAAAAGUAUUGCUUUUGCCUUUGUAAUAUUAUUCAUUAUGCCUGUUUUGUUUUUGUCAUUGCUGUCAGUUUUGUGUGUUAUGAUAUGAGACUGUUCAUUUAAUCUACUUAUACAGUACUAGUUACCAUUGUUACAGCAAGAAUAAUGUCAAAAUAAUUACAGGUGUGACAGGUUUAAUUUUAAACAGAUUUAUUAAAACAGGUUUUUUUUUUUUUUUUUUUUUUUUUUUUUUGGCCAAACAGAUUUUGGGGGGAGGGGGUGCUGGGCAUCAAAUGCUCCAGUUUAUUUAAUUUUUUUUUUUUUUUUUAGAAUUAAGUACAGUCUGAAUAUAUUUAUGGGGAGGUGACUUUGCCACUGAAUGAAAUAUAUAUAUUAAAAAUAAAAUCAUGAAAUAGGAUGUGAAUAUUAAGCUGGGUUGUGGAGUUGUUCGCUUUUACUCUGACCGUGCUUACUGUAUCAUAUUCCAUGUUGCAAUGUAUUGUACUAAACACGGAGAAGAGCCUGAGCACAGUAAUCUGAAGUCUGCACCCAGACCUAGGGGUACAUUAGCAUCCAAGUCUUUCAAUGAUAUGUGGAUUAACGUUGCACACUGUAUUGCUCUAUUCUGCUAAUACAUCUGCCAGACAGCUCAUUCACGAAGAUAUAUUCUGAUGGAACAAUUUGUUUGGGGUGGGGGGGUUAAAUGUCUAGUAUAUUUUAAAUAACAGUGGUUCUGUAGAUAGAGUAUAGAACUACAAUAUCAAUUUGUUCUGUGUCUUAACUGAAAAAAGAGAGUUCUUAAUCCUAUGACUUUUUUUUUUUUUUUUUUAAAUGUCAAUUUUACAUAACAUUCUCAUUUAAAAAAAUAAAUAAAUAAAUAGCUUAUAACUAAUGGGCAUUUAUUUUGGUAGUUUUUGUUUAUAAUUGCAACACUUUAAUUUAUGCAAUUCUGUGUAUGACGAUUAUUCUAAUGUUAAAAACAGAAUAAAACGGUGCUUUUUCAUAUUGUAACAUGCCUACAAAAGUCCACUGCAUGCAAAGUUUCAACAUUAAAUUUGUAUAAAGGAAAA